AUGUCACCCACCUUCACCCCUGUCAACAAUACCCCCGGUCACAAGAACGGCACUGCCCUGAAGACCCCUACCAAGAAGACCGGCGGCGUGGCAAUGACCCCUAAAACCCCAACUCCCGCCUCAACAAACACCCACACCCACACCAACAGCAACAAAAAACGCCUCACCCCAUCCUCCCCCACCAGCACCACCACCAGCCCCAACAACAACAAACGUACUAAAGCUCGCACUCCCCUCCCACCCAUCCCAACGACCCUCGCCUCCGCCAGCGCCUCUGACCUCCUCAUCCUCCGUCUCCGGGACGAGUCCUCCACCCCCUGGACCGCCAUCAACCAGGCAUGGACGGAUCUGACGGGGAUUAGUGUGGGCGGGUCGACCCUCCGAGCGAGGUACAAUACCAUGAAGAAGAAUUUUGUGGUGGUCGAUCCGGGUGAUGAAGCAAAGAUCCUCCAAGCUAAGAAAGAUAUCGAGGGACGAUUGGAGACGGAGAAGUGGAAGUUGAUUGCUGAGGAGGUGGGGAAGGUUGGUGGGGGAACUUAUCCCGGGGAGUGUUUGAGGAAGUAUGUGAGGGAGAUGGAGAAGGGGAUGAAGGGGGUUGCCACUGCUGCUGUUGCUAAUGGUGGUGGAGAUCAUGGUGAGGAGAGUGAGGAGGAGGAUGUUGAUGAUGUGAAGAUGGAGGCUGAGGAGGAUUAG
Molecule: messenger RNA, 693 nt
Organism: Aspergillus vadensis CBS 113365
Lineage: Eukaryota; Fungi; Ascomycota; Eurotiomycetes; Eurotiales; Aspergillaceae
Exons: 3
Coding region: 1-693 (230 amino acids)
Source: RefSeq, a predicted model, not a curated record